GAACUUGUACUGUUCAUGAAGGCUGAGGAGUUUUCAUGUGACACCAUGGCUCCAGAUAUACAUGAGGAGCGUCAGUUCCGCUGUGAAGACUGUGAGCAACUUUUCUCCUCUGGCUCUGAGCUGCUGGAACAUCAGAAUCACUCAUGCUCGAACCAGCCCUCAUCUGGAUAUGCACUACCUGAGCAGGCCAUCCCCACCACCACUGAUGAGUGUAAAGACUGUGAACGAGUGUUUCCUGAUGCUCAGAGUCUGGAGGCUCACUCUCUUGCUCACUCGGAGGAGAGGGAGUACAAAUGUGACCAGUGCCCGAAGGCCUUCAACUGGAAGUCCAACCUAAUACGCCACCAGAUGUCACAUGACAGUGGCAAGCACUAUGAAUGUGAAAACUGCUCCAAGCAGGUAUUUACAGACCCAAGUAACUUACAAAGGCACAUUCGCUCACAGCAUGUUGGCGCAAGGGCACAUGCCUGCCCUGACUGCGGCAAAACCUUUGCCACCUCGUCUGGCCUGAAGCAGCACAAACACAUCCAUUCCUCUGUCAAGCCCUUCAUGUGCGAGGUGUGCCACAAGUCCUACACCCAGUUUUCCAACCUGUGUAGACACAAGCGUAUGCAUGCUGACUGCAGAACGCAAAUCAAGUGCAAAGACUGUGGGCAGAUGUUUAGCACCACUUCUUCCCUAAAUAAACACCGUCGCUUUUGUGAGGGCAAAAAUCAAUUUGCCUCUGCCACAGGAGGGCUCUUUGGUCCCAGUGUGCACCUUCCAGGUACACCCGGAAUGGACAAAUCUUCUUUUGGAAUAGGACCUGCCUCUGCAGGUUUAGCAGAUUAUUUUGGAACAAGCCAGCAUCAUUCUGGACUAACAUUCCCAACAGCCACUGCUGCAUUUCCAUUUAAUUUUCCAGGACUCUUUUCAUCUGGACUGUACCACCGCCCCUCACUUAUUCCACCCACAACACCUAUAAAAAGCCCAUCAGCCUUGGAUUUUCAAAAAAAUCCACCACUAUCAUCACCUGUGCUGAGGAACCAAGAGUCGCAAGAUCUUUUAAAGAGACUCCGAAAACACUCCGUCAAUGGGGAAGAAACAAGGAGCAUGUUAGGCCAUCCAAGAACAGGCUUUCAUUCAAAGGCAAGAAAUGGUAUCAAAACAAAUGACCAGUCAGAGAGCAGUGAUCUGGACGAUGUCAGCACACCAAGUGGAAGUGAGCUUGAAAGUACUUCUGGUUCAGAGUUAGACAGUGAUGCUGAGAGUGAUCGGGACCGAGAAAGAAAUCAGGAAAAUGAAAACGGAUUAAAAAGGAAGCCUAACAGUUCUAACAUGAACCAAAGCUCAGCCCCCAGCAGCUCCAGCAGCAACGAUGCUGGUAAAACCAACAGAACCAAUGUGCUUCUCCUCUCUUCCACUGUAGACAAAUGCAGUACUGUUUCUGGCACUGUAAAUGACUCAAUCAAAGCCAUUGCAUCCAUUGCAGAGAAGUAUUUUGGGUCCACUGGGAUUGCAGGGCUGCACAAUAAAAAGAGGGAUGCUCUGACAUACCCCUCUAUGUUUCGUUUACCCUUCUUUCCUGGUUUCUCUCCACCAGUGUACCCCUGUCACGAGAGGGAGCAUGAUCAACUUUCCAGCCACAAAAUUGAUUCAGUGAGUCCAUCACAUGAAAGUCACAAGCGACCACAAAGCAGUAGCUCUGACUCCCCCUUUGACCUUACCACUAAAUGUAAAGAGAAGUGCAUCGCAUCAGCCUUUGCGAAAUCAAAGCUGGAGGUAAACCAUGUAUCCUUAACCAAUCAGGAUCAGCCACUGGACCUAAGCCUUGGUGGGCGGAACCGGGGCACAAAUAUUGUAGGUGGGGAAUCACGUAAGAAUCACAUAUUUGGAGAGGAGAGAAUUGAGAUGAAGCCCUCUAAAGCAGACUCGACCAUCAAGCAUGCAAGACCCACCCCUUUUUUUAUGGACCCAAUUUACAGGGUUGAAAAGAGAAAGGCGAGUGAUCCAUUUGAGGCACUGAAGGAAAAGUACAUGCGUUCCACACCAGGUCUUCUCUUUCACCCACAGUUCCGGAUGCCUGAUCAGAGAACAUGGAUGUCAGCAAUCGAGAAUAUGGCGGAAAAGCUGGAAUCAUUUGGAUCAUUAAAGGUGGACUCUGGUGACAUCAUGCACUCAGUUCCCACCAUGUUUGACUUCCGAGCUCCAGCCUCUGCACUGCCCGAAACACUGCUGCGCAAAGGCAAAGAGCGCUACACCUGCAGAUACUGUGGCAAAAUAUUUCCACGCUCAGCCAACCUCACACGGCACCUCCGAACCCAUACAGGAGAACAGCCUUACAGGUGUAAGUACUGUGAUCGCUCUUUUAGCAUCUCAUCAAACCUGCAGCGACACAUCAGAAACAUCCACAACAAAGAAAAACCAUUCAAAUGCCACUUAUGUGAUCGCUGUUUUGGCCAGCAGACCAACCUGGACCGGCACCUUAAGAAACAUGAGAACGGUAAUAUGUUAGGCACUGCAAUGUCUUCCCCACAGUCGGAGCUGGACAGCAGCAGUGCUAUUUUGGAUGACAAGGAGGACUCAUACUUUAAUGAGAUUCGCAAUUUUAUCAGCAACAGUGGGCAAAGCUCCAGUUCACCUCAACACUCUGAUGACGGCUUAAACAGUCAUUGUGAGAACCAGAAAGUCAUUGCUGGUCAGAAGACACAUGAGUUGGAUGAGGAAGAAGUGGAGGAACAUGGGCUGGUGGAAGGAGAACAUUGUGAUGCUGUUGAGAGACCUCCCAAAAAAGCACCAUCCAGCAAUCUGAGUAAAAAUCUUAAUGAUGACAUUAAUGAUGACCUGGACUUUGAUAGGGAAAACAAUUUAGAUGUAAACUGCAAAUCUUCAUCACAAAGGUUUGACGAGGACAAUGCAGAUGAAAAGCACAGUGGCUGUCCCACACUGGAUCACAUACGCCUCUUCAGCCCAGAAGGAGUGGAGCUCAGUGACAGCGAUGACACUGACUUUGGCCCAGGUCACUUCUCUGAGGCAGUAAAGCAGUCAAUGUACAAAAAGUCUAAGUCCCAGGCUUAUACUAUGAUGCUGUCUCUGGCAGAUAAGGAUUCUUCUCAUUCUGCCUUGAUGUGGAACACACUUGGCCAUACAACUGAGUCCAAUUCUGUUCAGUCCCUUAGUAAUGUAUGAUAUCCAGUAUGUCACAACAUUUGACUUCUAACCCCAACCACAGGCACUAGGACCAAACUUUGCCUUUAUCAUGCACUGCCCAUACACUGCUGGGUGGAGUGCUUUGUUAUUGUAAAACAAUAUU
Messenger RNA from Trichomycterus rosablanca, 3292 nucleotides. RefSeq names its product MDS1 and EVI1 complex locus (gene mecom). Gene Ontology annotation, molecular function: DNA-binding transcription activator activity, RNA polymerase II-specific; RNA polymerase II cis-regulatory region sequence-specific DNA binding. Lineage: Eukaryota; Metazoa; Chordata; Actinopteri; Siluriformes; Trichomycteridae. Gene Ontology annotation, biological process: regulation of transcription by RNA polymerase II. Bases 16 to 3168 code for a protein of 1050 amino acids. Gene Ontology annotation, cellular component: nucleus. The record is from RefSeq and is a predicted model, not a curated record. The transcript has 14 exons.